This is a messenger RNA of Lathyrus sativus (Indian pea), 1284 nucleotides long. NCBI's taxonomy places the organism in Eukaryota, Viridiplantae, Streptophyta, Magnoliopsida, Fabales, Fabaceae. The record is from the annotation of a GenBank genome assembly.
AUGUUCUUGAUGAGCUCUUCAAUUGUAUUUUCCAACUACUUCAUUUUAUUUAAACGUCACCACCACAGCUCUUUUCUCUCCCUCUCGCCGCAUCAACAACCUUCACCCACUCUUUUCAUACGCCGGCGGUUUUGUCCGAGCUUUAUUACUAAAGCGGAAAGCAGUAAUAGUAACAAUUCAAGUAAACGCAGUAGUUGGUGGUUCAAAUUUUUAUCUGAGGACGAUCCGAGCGCGCUUGGUUUGAAUGACGAUGAUUUGAUGGAGCUCGGAGGGGAAUAUUCAGAGCAACAAGAGUUGUCCGAGGAUGAAAAGUUUGAGGCAUGGAAGCAGAGAGCGGAAGCAAUUAUAGAUUUGAGGGAAGCUCAAGAAGAUAGGAGGAACCAGGACCAUAGGAAAUGGGAAGACUGGCUUAUGGAGGAAGAGGAGGAUGUUAAUGGUACCACUUCUUGGCAGAGGGGAUUCAAGGAUUACAGGGAGGAGAUUCCACCGGAUUCCCGCGAAGAAGGGAUUGUUAAGUCUGUUAGGUCUUUCAUUUUCAGAACAGAACAGGAUGAUGAUGACAUGCUUUAUGAAGACCGUGUUUUCCAGUAUGCUUCUUCAAACUCGGCUAAAUUUUUGGCAGUGUUGAUCAUUAUACCUUGGGCAAUGGAUUUACUGGUUCAUGACUAUGUGCUCAUGCCUUUUUUAGACAGAUAUGUAAAGACUGUACCACUCGCCGCCCAAUUGCUUGAUGUGAGAAAAUGUCAAAAACUUGAAAUAAUUGAGGUAUUAAAAACUGAGAAAGGACGAUUUGAGCUUGAGGUAGAGAUUGGUAAAUCUCCCCCUCUUUCUGAUAGCGAGGUUUGGUGGGAAUUGAGGAAUAAAGCAUUAGAGUUGAGAGAUAAGUGGAGACUGGAGAAUCGCAGUGCAUUUGCCAACAUGUUCUCAGAUACAGUUUUCGGGAUCUCUUUAUUUAUUCUUUUGUACUUCAAUAAGAGUAAAGUAGCUUUACUCAAAUUUGCUGGUUAUAAAAUUAUAAACAAUAUUUCUUAUACUGCGAAGGCGGUUAUUCUUAUAGCUAUAGCAGAUAUUUUACUAGGGUAUCAUUCUGAAAUUGGAUGGCGAGCUAUGAUAGAGACAAUUGCCGAGCACUAUGGGCUUGAAGUAGAUCAGCCUGCUCUUACUAUUUUUAUUGGCACGUUCCCAAUCUUCACGGAUGUUCUCAUAAAAUUUUGGAUCUUCAAAUUCCUCCCACGAUUAUCUCCGAAAGUGAUGGUUAUGCUUCAGAGACUGGGGCGUCACUAG